AUGGGAAAGGAUGGUUUGAGCGACGACCAGGUCUCGUCGAUGAAGGAGGCAUUCAUGCUCUUCGACACCGACGGCGACGGCAAAAUCGCUCCCUCCGAGCUCGGGAUCCUGAUGCGAUCCCUCGGCGGGAACCCGACCCAAGCCCAGCUGAAAUCAAUCACCGCCUCCGAAAGCCUAACCGCUCCGUUCGAUUUCAACCGUUUCCUGGAUCUCAUGGCGAAGCACCUGAAGACGGAGCCCUUCGAUCGCCAGCUCCGCGACGCCUUCAAGGUGCUCGACAAGGAAGGCGCGGGGUUCGUGGCCGUGGCGGAUCUGAGGCAUAUCCUCACCAGCAUCGGCGAGAAGCUGGAGCCGAACGAGUUCGAUGAGUGGAUCAAGGAGGUGGAUGUUGGAUCCGACGGGAAGAUCCGGUAUGAGGAUUUCAUCGCCAGGAUGGUCGCCAAGUGAGAGAUCUACUUUUGUUUUCAAAGUUUGAAUUUUUAUUUCUUUAUGCUCUUGUGAUUUUCGUUGGUUUGGAUCAAUUAAUCUGAUCGAUUCCAAUAUGUUUACUGUUCGGUCUUUUUUUAUUUUGUUUUUACUAACGUGUGGUUGUGAUUCGUACUUUUAUUCCAAGGAUGUUAAGUUUCACUCUUAUGCCUUUAUAAAUUUAUAAGUCGUUGGUUUGGAUCA
Messenger RNA from Brassica napus (rape), 669 nucleotides. RefSeq names its product probable calcium-binding protein CML13. The transcript has a single exon. Lineage: Eukaryota; Viridiplantae; Streptophyta; Magnoliopsida; Brassicales; Brassicaceae. The record is from RefSeq and is a predicted model, not a curated record. Gene Ontology annotation, cellular component: myosin II complex. Gene Ontology annotation, molecular function: calcium ion binding. Bases 1 to 447 code for a protein of 148 amino acids.